Vairimorpha ceranae is the source of this 591-nucleotide messenger RNA. Its product is annotated as transcription factor e2f. Gene Ontology annotation, molecular function: RNA polymerase II cis-regulatory region sequence-specific DNA binding; protein dimerization activity; DNA-binding transcription factor activity, RNA polymerase II-specific. The coding region runs from base 1 to 591 and encodes 196 amino acids. Lineage: Eukaryota; Fungi; Microsporidia; Nosematidae. The record is from RefSeq and is a predicted model, not a curated record. Gene Ontology annotation, biological process: regulation of transcription by RNA polymerase II. Gene Ontology annotation, cellular component: RNA polymerase II transcription regulator complex. The transcript has a single exon.
AUGUCUAAAAAUCUACAUUCUGAUAAGUUAUCAUCGGCUCGAUCUGAAAAUAGUUUACUUUGCCUGACUAAGAAAUUUAUGCAGCUAAUUAGAGCAUCAAAAGAUAAAAUUAUUAAUUUAAAUAUGGCGGCUACUGAACUAUGUGUUCAUAAAAGAAGAGUGUACGAUAUAACAAAUGUUUUGGAAGGACUAGGCUUACUUAGUAAAUGGUCUGUAAGCAGUGCAAGAUGGAUAGGAGGAAAUAUUGACGAUCAUAUAGGCAGUGAAAGUGAAAAUAAAGAAAAUGUUGUGUCUAGCAGUGGAAAAUUUAUAACACAGGAAGAGAAAAAUCUUGAUUUACAAAUAGCUGAACUAAAUAGUAAAAUUGAAGAAAUGUCGCAAAAACAAAGUAAUCUUGAAAAUGCUUAUGUAACUUUUAACGAUUUACAAUCUAUACCAAGUUUAAAAGAUAAAUUAAUUUUUAGUAUUAAGGCACCAUCAGACAUGGUAAUGGAUAUCCCUAAAUAUGAAAAAGGAACAUAUAAACUGCAUCUUACUUCAGAAGCCGGUAACAUCAUGGUAUACUAUGUAUCGGACGAAGUAGUAGAAUAA